GAUAUCUGGUCUACUUUCCAUGCUGGGAUUCCUCGCCAUCGUGGCGGUCUUCAUGAUCUGUGUGUUCUGCCCGCACCCUGCUAUCGAGGGCCGCGUUGCCCCCGAAGCAUUGCGCUAUGCCGACAGUGGUGCUCUUGAAGUGAAACCAGGACUACAGGAGGAUGCCUGUGCACUGCGCGUUGCAGCUGUAGCUAUGGUAGACGGCGCAGCAAGCAG
Symbiodinium sp. CCMP2456 is the source of this 216-nucleotide messenger RNA. The record is from the annotation of a GenBank genome assembly. NCBI's taxonomy places the organism in Eukaryota, Dinophyceae, Suessiales, Symbiodiniaceae.